Messenger RNA from Achroia grisella, 1372 nucleotides. RefSeq lists its product as uncharacterized. Lineage: Eukaryota; Metazoa; Arthropoda; Insecta; Lepidoptera; Pyralidae. The transcript has 2 exons. The coding region runs from base 15 to 1310 and encodes 431 amino acids. The record is from RefSeq and is a predicted model, not a curated record.
ACGAGAUUGCGGCGAUGAAACGUGAGAGAAAAGUCAUAAGAACAAUAUUCACAAGAUCUGUAAGUUCCUUUGAAACUAAAUUCGAUAGCCCGGAAUUUUCUGUCGACAUUAAAAUACAGUACAAAAAACUAGAUGAACUGCAAGCUCAAUUAACUACAUUAGAUAAAGAAAUAAGGAGUUUAUUAAGAAGCAGUGAUGAUGAAGACGUACUAAGUAAAGAAAUCGACAGCGCCUUAGAAUACAGAGAGAAGUGGCUACGAAUAGAUACUUUGUACAAAAAUAUGUUAGCUUCGAGGGAAGGAAACGUAAGUAAGAAAAGUAUUUUACUCCCCAAGCUGGAAUUUAUACACUUUGACGGUAAUUUGAAGAACUGGCUGAAUUACUGGGGCCAGUUCUCUAAAAUUGAUAGAGAUCCCAAUAUCGACACUACUGAUAAGUACCAGUAUUUAUUACAAUCCAUGACCCCCAAUACUGAGGUAAGACGAUUAGUGGAGGGAUUCAUUCCAUCGUCCUAUAAGGAAUGUUUGGAACAGUUGAAGUCCAGAUUUGCCAGGGAAGAAUUACUGAUACAAGUUUACGUCAGAGAAUUAUUGGCAAUGGUAAAUCCACGCACCCAACUUGAAAUUACUCCAUUAUACGAUAAGUUGAGUGCACAAUUACGAGCGUUAGAUACUUUGGGAGUUACUAAAGACAAAUUUGCUGCCUUUCUGCUUCCCAUGAUUGAGAGUGCUUUACCACAGGAAAUUUUACAGUUAUGGGAAAGAGCAAAAGGUACAACAGAUGUUACAACUGAAUUAACUGGAUUGUUAGAUUUUUUGAAGAGAGAAGUAGAAACACAACAAAGAGUUAGUAUGGCUAAGUCUAUUGAAGAGAAAGGAGGAAGAGUGAAAGAACACCUUAUGAUGGAGCCUACAGCCAGCUGUCUCUUGACGAAGUCAAAACCAGUUUCUAUAUCAAAACCUUCUUGUAUAUGGUGUGAGAAAGGAAACCACGAAACAUUAGAGUGUUACAAACUACAACGGAUGUCUAUUGAUGAUCGACGUGAGUAUCUUAAAAAACAAAAGAUGUGUACAAUUUGUCUUAAAAAAGGACAUCACGCUAAGGUAUGCAAAACAUUUAUUAAAUGUAUUGUGUGUGGGCGACGUCAUGCUGUUAUUUUAUGCAAUGGAAAGAAAGAGGAGCCCAAUGAUAGUACAGUAAUGAGUACCGCAGCUAAUUUGUCGGCGGUACCGAGACACGGUCAAGGGACGACAUUGCUACAGACAGUGACAGUGAUUGUUAGCAACGGGAAACAACAUGAAAUGGUCUGAUUCUUACAGGUCAUCUGGUGAGAUUAUAUGAUUCGUUAGUGGCAAUACACACUAAACUUGGG